Mercurialis annua (annual mercury) is the source of this 1545-nucleotide messenger RNA. RefSeq lists its product as uncharacterized. The record is from RefSeq and is a predicted model, not a curated record. The coding region runs from base 1 to 1545 and encodes 514 amino acids. NCBI's taxonomy places the organism in Eukaryota, Viridiplantae, Streptophyta, Magnoliopsida, Malpighiales, Euphorbiaceae. The transcript has 7 exons.
AUGGUAUUCAUCAUGGCCAGUAAUUGUGACACCCUACAAUCUCCCCCAGGGAUGUGCAGGAACGAUGAGUUCAUGUUUUUAAUAGUUCUUGUCCCUAGGCCUAGAAAUCCUAAACAACAAAUGGAUGUUUUCCUACAUCCGUUGAUAGUUAAGCUGAAUCAAUUGUGGGAAUUUGGAGUUAAGAAAUUCAACGUUCAUAAUAGGCAGAAUUUCCAAUUGAAAGCGGCACUUAUUUGGACAAUUAAUGAUUUUUCCUAUUAUUCCAUGUUGUCUGGGUGGAGCACAUCUAUGAGACUAGCUUGCCCACACUGCAUGGAAAAUACAGAUGCAUUCUUGCUCACAGAGAGGGUAUGCGAGUGUAAAAGGUUCAGACAGCUGAAAACCGGAGAGAAAUUGUUGGCACAAGUGGACAGUUUGGGGUUUAUGAAGGCUUAUGAAAUUGCAAAAGAUCCGGGCACUGGGAGAUUUUCUAAGGCGACGUAUGCUUUGGACAGGGACAAAAAAAAGGCUUUAUUUGAGUGGAUUAAGUUAAUAGAGUUUCCAUAUGGCUAUGUGUCCAACUUGUCCAUAUGUGUAGAUCCAAUCGAGGAAGAUCUUAAACGUAUGAGGCUUCACAUCCCUAAGAUAUUGUGCAAGAUGCAACGUAUUUUCCCACCCAACUUUUUUGACUCAAUGGAACAUCUACUCAUACCAAGCUAUGAUGGCAAGGCCGUAUCUGUGAGGAGUGGAAACAAAUAUUUGAGAGAACUGGAAAAGAAGGUCACCAAUAAAGGCAGGGAGGAUGGAAGCAUUAGUAGCGGAUACCUGCAAGAAGAAACAGCAAAAUUUGCAGCUUAUUACUUUUCAGAAGGUGACCCAAUGAUACCUGAGCGGCUACAAAGGAAUGAAGUGUCUGAUAUUGAAGUCAACGACUAUGUCGACAAGCUAUCUAUUUUCAAGCCGCACAGGCAACCAGUGGGUGCUUGCCGCAAGAAAUAUCUUGAAGAUGAUGAGAUUAUUGUUGCCCAGACAUAUGUUCUUUUGAAUUGUCCUGAAAUUGAAAAUUACAGAGAGGUUUUUGAAGCCGAGUUGCGCGUAAGAAACCCCAAAAUUAGCAACUUGCAAAUUGAAGCGAAGUUCAAGAUCCAACUGUCUGUACCAAUCCCUUCAUUCUUAGUCUCGCAAAGGGACCUCUUUAGAUCAGUUAGAACAUUUAAGGGUUACUGUGUAAACGGAUUAAAAUUUCAGACUCAAGCUUAUGGAGAGGAACAACUAACGAUGAAUAGUGGAGUCUGCAUUAAGGGAACCCAAUAUGUCGAAAGCGAAAAUGACUUUUAUGUAGUCCAGAUAGACAUAAUUGAGUUAGAGUAUCCUACGCUUCCAAUGAAGACGAUUGUCUUAUUUAAAUGCGAGCGGUUCGAUCCAACGCAAAAUUCUGGCACAAUUAGUAACAAAUACAACAUUGUGUAUAUUAAUAACAGAAAGAGAUACAAUAAGUAUGAACCUUUCAUCUUAGCCGAACAGGCCGACCAAGUUCAUUAUCUGCCAUAUCCGGAAAAAAAAUGA